AUCCACGCAGCGGAACAUGUUGCCUGCGUCCCGCUCGUCUUUCCAGAAAGCGGUUUAGAGCAACGCAGCCCGUCUGUUGAACGGACUCAGAGGGAAAAGUUAGGCAAGAUGGCAAACCCAGCAGACCCGGAGUGAAAGGGCACCGCUGCCCCCUCUUCUAAUUAAAAACAAGCCGAGCCUGAGUUUCCUCCUGCGGGGGAAUCCGACGAUGCAAACCGCGCCUGAAGGCCUGACAGGGGAUUCCCUGAAGGGAAAUGCCACAGACUGAUGCUGCUGCGACACAGCAAGAGCUGGAAAAGAGCUGACUCGUCACCGAUCAAUCCCAUCUGAGAUCCACCGAGCCGCCAGAAGCGGAUCCGAUCACCUCAUGCCUGCUUAGAGCCGGAACCGCCUCUCCUCUCCUCCUCUCUCACUCUCUCAGCAAAGGAGAUUAUCGGGAAUCGAAGGUGGUGUGGAAGCCCCUCCAGCAGGAAUUUAUCCGCCAUCUGGUACGUCCCACCGCAUCCGGCGGCGCCUCGUCCGCCCCGCCCGGCAGACCAUGAUGUUUCGGGAUCAGGUGGGCGUGCUGGGCAACUGGUUUAAGGGAUGGAACGAGUGCGAGCAGACCGUGGCUCUGGUGUCACUGCUGAAGAGGGUGAGCCGGACCCAGGCCCGAUUCCUGCAGGUGUGCCUGGAGCACUCCCUGGCUGAAUGCACGGAGCUGCAGGUCCUGGAGGGAGAGGCCAAUAAUCCAGCUCUGAUCAAUCAGUGGCAAAGUGAGCCUAAGGAGCGGAUCAUCUCUCUGGUCCUCACCCACCUCCCUCUGCUCAAACCGGGCAACACAGAGGCGAAGAGCGAGUACAUGCGCCUGCUGCCGCGCAUCCUGGCGCACACCAUCGAGCACGGCCACCAUCUGGAGGAGUCCCGCCAGCUGCUGUCCUAUGCCCUCAUCCACCCGGCCACCUCCCUGGAGGACCGCUCCGCCCUGGCGCUCUGGCUGAACCACCUGGAGGAGAGGGCCGCCGCACGGGGCGACUCCCUGGAGAGGCCGCCUCCCGCCCCCGGCCCCCACCAUCACCACCACCAGUCCACGCCUCCGUCCACCCUCGCCUCGUCGGGAUCCUCGUCUUGCACGAACUCUUCGUCGUCGGGGAACCUGUACAACCUGCACCACCACCACCACCAGCGCUACGGCUCCGACGACCGCCUCAACGGCUGGCAGAACUCCCGGGACUCGGGGAUCGGCGGAGGCUGGCACCAGCAGCAGGGCUGUGAGAACGGACAUCUCCUACUUUACCCAUCAUCCUCGGUGCCGACGACCAUCAACACUGUUGGAACUGGUGGAGGAAGCAACACUAUUCUUUCAAGUGGCGGUGGAAGUCAGCAGCACAGUCCCCUGAAGCGCUCCGUGUCCCUUACGCCCCCCAUCAGCGGCCCCAACAACCAGCCUCUGGGCCACGUCUGGCUGUCCCAAGAGGACCUUCGGACGUCCAGAGGACCCGCCCCAGACCAUGCGCCUCUCUCCCCCCAGAGCAGCAUCGCCUCUUCGGGUAGUGGGGGCAGCGAACACUUGGAUGAUGGCGGCUUAGGAGGAAGUUCAAGUCUGCAUCGCAAUUCCUUUCAUGAGGACGGCAGUGGGAUGAGGGAUGUUCCUGGAUGGCUGAAGAGUCUUCGUCUCCAUAAGUACGCUGUGCUUUUCUCCACAAUGACCUACGAUGAGAUGAUGUCACUGACGGAAGAACAACUAGAAGCACAGAAAGUCACUAAAGGAGCUCGACACAAGAUUGUAAUCAGCAUUCAGAAACUCAAAGAAAGGCAGAACCUUCUGCGCAGCCUGGAAAAGGACGUCUUGGAGGGCGGGAAUCUUCGCACGCCGCUGCAGGAGCUCCACCUGAUGAUCACGACUCCCAUCAAGGCCUUCAGCGGAGGGGAGGAGUCGUCUCUGCAGCGCCCCCUGCUGAGUCCGCAGAGCAAGAGCUCCGCUUCUGACUCCGGCCUGCCUGGAGGCGGCGGAGGAGGAGAGGCCGAGUCCGGCGGCAGCGUCAUCGCAGAGGGGGAUCUGCCGGGCCAGUUCACCCGUGUCAUGGGGAAAGUUUGCACUCAGCUCCUGGUGUCGCGGUCGGAUGAGGACAACAUCAGCUCCUACCUGCAGCUCAUCGAUAAAUGUCUCAUCCAUGAGUCCUUCACAGAGACGCAAAAGAAGAGGCUGUUGUCAUGGAAACAGCAGGUCCAGAGGCUUUUCCGGUCGAUCCCGAGGAAAACCCUCCUUGACAUUGCGGGUUACCGGCCUCAGAGGAGCCGUUUCGGUCAGUCGAACUCUCUCCCCACCACCAGCUGCGUCGGGAGCAGCGUCUCCGCCAGGCGCAGCCUCCACCAGUUCCACAUGCCUUCCAGGAGCUUACCGGGAGCCAGACUGGGUUUACUGGGCAGCGGGGGGCUGCUGGGACCCACACCCCGCAGCUCCAGCAGCACCCCAACCGGUCCCAAACAGGGCCGGCAUGGCCCCUGGUUCGCCAACCCUGGAGGAAGUAACAGCAUGCCGAGUCGGACCCACAGCUCCGUGCAGAGGACGCGGUCGCUGCCCGUCCACACCACGCCGCAAACCAUGGUUACGUUCCAGCAGGCCGAUCAUCAGUUUCCAGUGACGGAGCCGGACAUAAACAAUCGCCUCGAGUCGCUGUGUUUGAGCAUGACAGAACACGCUUUGGGAGAUGGUGCAGAUCGCACAUCGACGAUAUGAGGUCAUCGGGCCGCCACAGGUUCUCCUCAAAGCCAGCCGGAGGUCGCCGGUCCUCCCGCCCCCCCUCCCCGCAGUGCUCCACCGCCGGACCAGACCGGACCUCGGAAACACUCGCAAGUUGGUCACCAAACGGCCAAUGCAGCCCAUCAUCCAUCGGGUCGGACAGAAACAGACUUCCUCCUCCAUCCGAGAAGGAAAAGCAUCAAAGCCAGCGAUGGACGGCGCCGGACUGGCGCCCCCCAGUGGAGGCGAGCGGACGGGCGACACCGGCCCGUGGAUCGGGCCGACCGGAUGAAACAUGGCGUCUUCCGCAUCAGUAAAGUUACCUCAGACGAGACGAGCGGAGCCGGCGCGUUCGAGUCGGGAUUCUCGAACCGAUCGAACGUCCGGCGCUUCGUAGGCGUUAGCACCGCGACUCUGCGAGUUUUCAGCCGACAUCUUGUUUCUGCGUUGUGCGUCCGUAUUGUUUACACGACGAUGCUGCUGCCGGAGCGCGCGCUCGUUUUCAGGAAGCGUGCGAAGCUUUACGACCCGCAGGCAGCCAUCGAACCAGUUUACAGCAAACGUCUCCUUUAUCUUUAAGAAGCGACGGCUGGCUGCGAGGUUUUAACGGAGAGAACGUCAGGAGGAAGUGAAGCAGAGGAAGACGGAGAAUGUUGAAGAGCAGCGGCGUCAAACUCACAAAUUUAUCAAUAAAACUACCUACACUGCAAAAACACUAAACGUUACCAAGUAUUUCUGUCCAGUUUCUACUGCAAACACAUACAAACAUGAAAUGAAACUAACUUACAGCUGACAUGUUGGCAACAUUUAGUUUGUUUUAAGUAAAUAAAUCCAAAAUAUUGAUGAAAAAGUUCCAGUUCCACUGGAAGUUUAUUUCACUUCUGACUUGGGAGAAAUAUUUUGUUAUAAGUGAAAUAAUCUGCCUGUGAAACUAGAACUUUUAUAACAAUAUUAAGGAAUUAUUGAAUUAAAAAAGCCUCCAUGUUUUGCUACAUCUGUUAGUUUUCUCUACACUAUUUUCUUUACAAACUGGACAAAAAUCUUUUAGGAUUUUUUAUGAAUUCAUAAAAGAUUUCAGCUUUCUCCCCAUUCGAUUUCUACAACAUAAAAUUUAAUAUCUUUUAACAAUGGUGGAAUCUGGAUCUAUACAAAUAAAACUAAUUUGAUUAAACUGAUAAAGUUAUAUUUAAACACAGAUUGUUAAAGUUUAUUUAUUUGGCCCUCUAGAGUGUCCAACCUGCAGCUCCUAAUAGCUCUGACUAAAAAUAAUACGAUUUAAGAUUAGAUAAAAUAACAACACAGGUUUUUACAGCAGUUUAUUAGCGGUAAUGUAGAUAUAAAAAAGAAUGAAUUUCUUUAAAAAAUCUUUUUUGUUUACAUUUUUAGCUCAGAAAUUUUCCAAGUUUUUCCACAAAAUAUGUGAAAUUAAUCUCAGUAUUUCUUAGUUUUUUGUUUUUGCAAAUUGUCGAUUUUUAGAGCUCAAAAGUUUCCAUAAUUUCUUUUGGGUUCUAAAAGUUGCAAACUUCUCACCUAGAGGGCCAAAUAAAUAGCUGCAGCGUGCCGGAUUUGGCCCAUGCGCCUUGAGUUUGACACACACAUGUUGUAGAGGAAGGAAUUAAGCUGAAGUGAUGCUGAAGAGGGGGAAGCGGAUGUUAGAAGAGGCCAGACCUCUGAAGGCGACGGAGGAGGAGGGGGAUGAUGUCAUGUGAGCGAGGGCAGCAGGAAGUGGAUUAGUUCGUCUAAAUCUGAAGGUUUGCAGGAAAAUGCAGGAAAUCUCGUGAACGGGAGACGAUCGGAGCGUGUUGGGAUGUCGGGCGAUCUCGUUAAGCCGCAUGUCGCUAAAAAAGUAUUCGUUGAAAAAGUGUGAAAAACAAACUGGUCAAUCCAUGAAGGGUAGUUUUCCCAGAGAUUGUCUGAUUAGUACUUACCUCCACCUGCUGGCCAGACGCAGCCAUUGCAUCUGUGUGUCUUUGCUUCAUCAGCAGAGGCCGUCAUAGAAUAUAUUUUCUUUAUUAUUUUGCGUCUUAAUAUUUAUCCCUUUUUGCUUCCAUCUUGAAUAAACUUCCAUUAAGGAAAUGUGCAAAUAACCUGGUGAAUCCAGAUCAGUUUCUUUAAUAAUUACACUGCAAAAACUAAAUUUCACCAAGUGUUUUGAGUCUGGUUUCUAGUGCAGGUAUCAUAGAACACCUGAAAUAAGAGAAAAACUGACAAAUAACUUUUCAGCAAGAAUCAGAGGUAGAUAAUUCAUUAAGUUCUACUUAUAACAAAACAUUUUUCUAAUUAUAAAUUAUAUCUAGUAAAAUUUAAAAUUAUAACUAGUAGUCGUAAGUACAGGUAUUAGCUGUUCUAGUUUUGCUCUUAGCAUCAGUUAUAGCCGCUCGCUGUAGUUAUAAUUUAUUUCUAGCUGUUCUAGAAUAAUUUAUUCCUCCACUGUCAGAUUAUUUGAUUUACAAGUAGAACUUUUUCUUCAAUAUUAAGGAAUUAUUUACUUAAAACAAACUCCUGUUUCUUGCUGAAAAGUUACUGUAAGUUAGUUUUGUCUUAUUUCAACAAUACUGAGGGAUUUUCACUAGAAACUAGACUCAGAAUGCUUGGUAAUGUUUUGUGUUUUUGCAGUUUAGGGUUUAUUUUUGUGAUUUCAUAGUAUUUUCUUUGCAUCCUGCACUUGAUAAUGUGACUCACGUUCAAACGUUCUGAGUUGAACCAUCUGAGCUCUUAUUAUUGUCUCUUCAUCUAAACUCAGAGACUGGAGUUAAAAACGUUUUCUUUCAUGUCCCGGCGGCCAUUUUAUCUCUGGUCUGCUCCGAGCUUUAACAAAGUCUCCUCCUGCUUGGAUAAAACGGCUUCGUUCAGACGUUCCCCGCAUUCGGCCCGCUGAUCCGAUUGCACUGGACGGCGCUAAAUUCAGGUGUGAAAGAAUGCAAGGCGGCUCAUCCUGGACUAUUUUAGCAUUAGCUAAAGAAGCUGCAGGCCUGACAUGCAGUGGAGAACAGAGUUUCACUCAGAGGAGGCAGAGCAGCCAAAAUGUUCUCCAAGAGUAACGCGACAUUUUUACUCAAGUAAAAGUAAAAAGUAUCCAUCCAAGAAAUUACUAAAGUAAGAGUAAAAAAAAAAAAAAAAGCUAAAGAAUCUACGUAAGAACUGAGUAAUUGGUAAAAUAUCCUUCAUUUAAUGUUUAAAGACAUUGAAAUUUGAAAAAAGUCGAAUAUUUUUAACUUUAAAAAUUUCCAUGUUCUAUAAUCUCCGUUUUUUUCUAGAAAAUUUAAUCUCAAAACUUCUGAGAUUUUCUAGAAUUUCAGAAAUUAUUCUCAAAAUUGCUUUUUCAGCAAAUUUACAACAUUUUAAACAGAAUAUUUCUUGAUUUUCUUGAAUAUUUAUUAGAUUAAUCCAGUGCUUCUCAGUUCCUUGCAUGCUCUGCAUGUUUUAGAUGCACCUGGACUCCAGAGCAUCUGAUUCAAAUGACUGCAGGACCAUCAGGAGCUGCAGGAGCCUGUUAAUCACCCACAUAUUCAUCCAGGUGUGUGGCAGAAGGGAAACACCUAAAACGUGCAGGGCGGGGGCCUGAGGACCAGAAUUGAUUAGCACUGGAGUAAUCUCAAAAUUUCUGAGGUUUUACUAAAAAAUUUCCAACUUUACAAAAUUUUGAAAUUUCCAAAUUUUUGGAUAUUUUACGUAAAAAAUUUUAUAUAAAGAUGUUUAAAAAAUUUUUUGAAAAUUUUAAACUUCUGAAACCCAGAAAUUUUCUUGAUUUUUUUUUUUUUUAAUUUUAGACUUUAAUAAUUUAUCUGAAUUUGUCAGUGAUAUCUGGAUUACCGGAGCGGAUGUUCCUGCUCUGAACGAAGCUGUGACACGGAGAGGUUUGCUGCGUUAAUGAAAGCUACAUGCUAACAUGACCUCAAAAUAAUUAGAAAAAAGUUCUUUUUUUACCUCAGUUUGCUGCAAACGACUAAAAGAUAAAAAACAUUUUGAUAUAUUUUAAUUGUUCUACAUUUGCAGAUCAUCUGGACGGUUUUGCUCGGAAGCAGAAAAUGUUUUUAUUUAACUUUUAAUUUGUUUUAAGAGGCUGAAAAUGUGCAGAAACUCCUGAGAGUUUUAAAUGAAAACAACUGAACUUUUCUCAGACGUUUCGACUUUCAUCCAAACGGUUUCUUCUGUUCUGACGAUUAAUCGGAUAAAAAAAUCAAUACAGUAAUGGGCUGAUCUGUUGAUUAUUAUUAACUGAUAAGUAGAACUUUUUUUUUUUUUUUUUGCCUUUUUACAGAAUUUUAUUCAGUUCAAGCUAAAAAUGUGACUAGAGGAGAUUUGGGUAAAACUAUGUCAGGGUUUCAGAGAUGGGAAAAAAAUAAAGCUCAGAAUUUUUAUAGAAAAAAAUUUGAAUAUUUGAGUUUCAAAAGUUGAAAAUUUUUGAUUUUUUUAAAAACAUUUUCUUUUUUUCUCUGGAAAGUUUCUGAGAUCAAUUGCAAGAUUUCUAAAAUUUUUUGUCAGAAAUUUACUCUGUUUUUGUUUGCAAUAUGCAAUACCAUCAUAUAGAAAAGAUUUACAAAUAAAUAAACUUUUUCAUUUAUUUUAUGCAAAAUGCUUACAUUUUGGCCUAUUUAAUGCUCUUAGCAUGUUGUUCUUGUGGCAAACUGCAUUUUUUGAAUCUCUGUGCUCCAAUUAACAAUUAAUCGAUCACUAAAUCACGAUUAAUCAUGAUUAAUCUGGUUAAUCGUUUCAGCUUCAGUCCCAAAAUGCAGGUUUCUGUGAAACUGCCUGAGACGAGUCCAGGCUGCAGUGUAGGGGUUAGAAAGAUGAAUCUGAGGCUCUCCAAUGUUGGUUUUUCAUAUUUUACAUGAAAAUAUUCAUUUAAAACUCUCAAGAUUAAAUCCUGAAUGACUGAAAAUCUGCAUCAGUGUGUUCAGAAACUCCCUUCAGAUCCAGUGGAAGCAGAUUAAACUCUAAACGUUGUUUUUGUUUCUCUAUAUAAUCUCUCAGCUUCACUGCCAUGCAUCGCUCAGUACUUGAGUAGAAAAUAAUUUAUUUCCUUUUGUUUUCCGUAUUUCCUGCAGAGGUAAAACUUGUAGGUGUUUUAUUAUUUAAGUACCGUCUGUGUUAACGUGUUAUGGCUGGUGACCAUGCAUACAUCUCAGAUAUAUCGUCAUUUUUUUGUUCUUGUUUGCGUUUGUUGAGUUGUAUUUCUGUUUAAUUUUAUCCAGAUCCAAACUCUUCGUUUGGUUCAGGAGUCAGAAAUGUGUUUGUAGAAGGAAAACGUUUAAAACGAGCUGAACUCUGGCUGGGGGUGUUUCCCACCAAGCGGCCAUUUAGAGAGGACUAUUUUUAGCGGCGGAUUAACACGUUUUGCCUGGUGGCAUUGUGUUUCAUUCAGUUGGAAAUCUGCUUAAGAGAAAUAAAGAUAUUUCUGAUGGUUUUUAUGUUUGAGAAAAACCGAAGUUCUCCUUUUACAGAGACUUGAUGUGUGAACAAAGUGAUGUAAUUUGUGUUAAAUCAAACCAAAUCAGCUCCGCGCAGUAUUAGCAUUUAACGCUUUGUUAUUCCAAAAGCAUUUAUCGUAUUUUACGUUGAGUUAUAUAUGCUUUUUUUAUUUUUUCAUAGAGUCUGCAAAUCAGUUUGUUUUUUUGUUUUUCAGAUGCCAGGACUUUUUGUUCUUUUUUUGUUUGUUUUUUUGGAAAUGUGUAACAAAGCGUUACCGCUUGACUGUUCUCCCUUUAUUUCAUUUAGAUUUAUUUUAUCAAAGAGCCGAUGUCCUGUAUUGACUGCAGGCUUACUUCUAUAUUUGAAAAAAAAAAAAAAUUAAAUGUAUGUUUAAUAAUAAAAAGUUGCAAAAAAUAAAAAAAAUCUAGAAAAUGAAAAGACAAUUAAAAAAAUUUAUUUAUAUUUUAAACUGCAUGCACAAGACUGGGAAAGUUGUAUUUAGAAUAACAAAUGGCAGUGCCUUUUUUAUAUACUUGACACAUCAACAUCAUGAAAAAGCAAAACGCAAUAAAUGGUUUUGUAUCAAUUUUUAUGUUUCAGCUUUGGGAGGAAUGACAGCUGA
Gambusia affinis (western mosquitofish) is the source of this 8756-nucleotide messenger RNA. RefSeq names its product sterile alpha motif domain containing 4A (gene samd4a). The coding region runs from base 539 to 2719 and encodes 726 amino acids. Gene Ontology annotation, biological process: nuclear-transcribed mRNA poly(A) tail shortening; negative regulation of translation; regulation of mRNA stability. Gene Ontology annotation, molecular function: protein binding; translation repressor activity; mRNA binding. The transcript is spliced from 13 exons. Lineage: Eukaryota; Metazoa; Chordata; Actinopteri; Cyprinodontiformes; Poeciliidae. The record is from RefSeq and is a predicted model, not a curated record. Gene Ontology annotation, cellular component: P-body.